This is a messenger RNA of Manduca sexta (tobacco hornworm), 2504 nucleotides long. RefSeq names its product F-box/LRR-repeat protein 7. NCBI's taxonomy places the organism in Eukaryota, Metazoa, Arthropoda, Insecta, Lepidoptera, Sphingidae. Gene Ontology annotation, molecular function: protein binding. Gene Ontology annotation, cellular component: SCF ubiquitin ligase complex. Gene Ontology annotation, biological process: positive regulation of protein ubiquitination; SCF-dependent proteasomal ubiquitin-dependent protein catabolic process. The coding region runs from base 1043 to 2095 and encodes 350 amino acids. The transcript is spliced from 2 exons. The record is from RefSeq and is a predicted model, not a curated record.
AUUUGUAUAUUAUUUAGGACGUAUUGCUUUAGAUAUGAGAUUUGGUUGAUUGAAACUUGAUAAAAAAAUCGAAGGGCUUAAUGGAUCAGUGUUCAGCAUAAAUUAUUUAUAUAUUUUUUUUAUAUCGAUCUGUGUCCACUUUGGGCGACUUAUCAUUUUUUGGGAAGAAAAAGCCUAAUUUUCUAUACGUCAAGGUUUUCCCAUCGUAAGGGAUUUAUGGGAAUUUAAAAUAAAGUCAAACUUAAUGUUUUAACAAAAUGUUUAGUGCAAGGUCUAGUUGAAUAUCUGCUCUCUAUGUUACUAGAUAAAAAGCUAUUUGUUUUUUAGUGUUCUAUCAAAUAUGUAGUGAUUUUUUAAAUUCUGUGUCAGAUUUUAACAUACUUCGCUAGGAAAUCUAGAGUAAAUUCAAAAUUGUAAGUAGAAACAUUAUGUACUGGUUGCGGGCUGCUGCUAUACAAUGUGUAGUCUCCAGAGUCAGAAAAUAUGUAAAAUGGGCCUCGGAGUUUUGUUUCUACAUUCUACAGUAUCAAAUUAAAAAGUAAGUUCGUGAAUGCUUAUUUUCAGUGCGCUGGUUAUUCCGAUAUAGAUAAAUUUUAAAUAAAACAGAGUAGAACAAUUGACAGUGUGAGUUGUUUAAUUGUUAAUUCAAGGAAAUAUUGUGACUUGUCAUGUAGAUUUUUACUCUUUUGUCUUGUAAGUUCAAUCAUCAUUUUAAUUUAUUAUUUUGAGAUAUUCACUGCUCAUGGCAACAAUUCUUUAUUUUUAUGAUCAUAUAAGGAAAAUUACUGAACUGCGUUUUAGUAAUUUAUUAUACAAAAAAAACCCAUUAAAAGAUAUAAAAUUUUUCGCAUACAUUUAAACUUAUUAGAUAUACAUAAUAUCUACUUCUAGGCGAUUUUAUUUCGUUUACAAUAAUAUAUAUACCUGUUGUAAGGAUAGUUGCAAUAGAAAAAUAUGUCAAUGAUUACGUUUCUAAAAUUGGAACUAGAAAUAAAUUAUAUUUUACGCUCAUGAUCUGCGCAGUUUAUUACGUAAAAGAAUCAUGGAUGAUCUUACAAAUGGUAAUGAUGAAACAGAUAGUUUAAUUGACAGUGAAAUUGAUAUUCUUCCUGAAGAAAUAAUGCUAGAAAUUUUUAAGUUGCUGCCAGUGGAAGCUAUAGUAGAAUGUGAAGGUGUUUGCCAAAAAUGGAGGAGAUUAGCAAGAGAUACUGGGUUGUGGAGGCAUAUACAAAUAGUGUGCUCUGGGAAAACAGGCAUGACAGAAGCAUGCGAGGCAAAUAUGGAAAUCAUUAAAACACACAGUGAAUGUGUCCGUCUUUUGAAGCUGCAGUAUAUUUAUAAUUACUCAAUUAUUAAUUCAGUCAUUAACAUAUGUCCUAAUCUAAUUUCUUUAGAGUUGGUCAUGUGUCGGAUAGGGCAAGAAUUUGGAACAGACAUAAUUAAAUGGCCUAAGUUGAAAAAGUUAAAUUUGAAAAAUUCACUUUUACUGAAUAGUAAAAAAUUAGAUAUCCAGUUUGACCAGUUUAAAUAUUUAAACUAUUUGGCUUUGUCUGAUUUUGGAUUGUCACCUAAUAAUUGUGAUACUUUGCUGCAUUGUAAGUACUUAACACACAUCUUAAUUGAAAAGAUUAGAGAGCUUCCAUUAGAAUAUACAAAAGCUUUGAUAUUAUCUAAACAAGAUAUUUUAAUAGCAUUUCAUAUAUUUGGUUGUGAUUCUAUUGAUGAUCAUUGUUUGUUUUUGCUAUCCCAGUGCCCAUGUCUAAAAGAUCUUGCAAUAAUAAGAUGUGACCUCUUGACAGAUAAAGGAUUGUCAUAUUUAAAAUAUUUGAAAAAUAUACAGCAUCUGCAAAUUUGGAACAACAUAGUUUUCUCUGAAAUAAAUUUACUAAAAACACUGAGUAGCCCAAAUUUAAUGAAACUGCAAAGUUUAAGCCUAUCUAGGAUCGGAUACAUUUCACCAAUCAUUGUUGAUGUUAUUUCUGAAUAUUACACUAAUCUCAAGUUUUUAGCUGUUUAUCAAUGUCCUAUAUUAAUAUAUACGGACUAUGUGAGCCAGCUUAAAUCAAAAUUCAAAGAUAUUGUUCUGUUAUAUUAGAAAUUAAUUAAAGAAUUAAAUCUAUACUUAUAAUAAAUCAAUAAAUAAAACACAAUUUAUAAAAUCUGAAGUGUAUUUUCUGUACAAAUAAUGGCAUUUGAUUAACAAGAAAAAAUUAAGGAAUAGCACUAUUUUAAGGACCCGAUUUAAAUUUUAUUCUAGUCACCAGGCAAACAAUUCAUGAUGAAUUCUAGGUUUAAUUUAUACAAAAAUAACAUUUCAUUAAAUAUUUUCAUGUUACUACGACAUAGACAUAAUGUUACUGUCUAUAUUCUACAAGAAUGGUAAUAAUUACAUUAUAUUUAAAGUGUUUAAAACUUGAUACCUACAGUAUUAAGAUAUAAUAAUAUCUACUGAUAUUAUGUUGUGUCAUAAUGACGUUUAAAGAUAUUAUAUUGUGAUGAAGAAA